This is a messenger RNA of Neltuma alba, 1818 nucleotides long. RefSeq lists its product as uncharacterized. Bases 1 to 1818 code for a protein of 605 amino acids. The transcript has a single exon. The record is from RefSeq and is a predicted model, not a curated record. Lineage: Eukaryota; Viridiplantae; Streptophyta; Magnoliopsida; Fabales; Fabaceae.
AUGGAAGAAAAUCAUGGAAAGUUUAGUGAUGCUAUUGCAUCAGCUUCUUCUAUUCCAUGGCAAGAAAGGUCUGAAGGGGUGGAAGUAGAGAAUCAUGGAGAGUUUGAUAAUGUUGCUGGAUCUGCUUCUCCCAUUCCAUGGCAUUCAAGUUCUAGAAGGAUGAAAAUUGACGAAAAUUUUGGAAAUUUUGGUGAUGCUGCUGCAUCAGCUUCUUCUAUUCCGUGGCAUGAAGAGUCUAAAGGAGUGGAAGUUGAAGGGAAAGAUGGAGGGAAUAAUGAUUUUUCAGGAUCUGCUUCUCCAAUUCCCUGGCAAGUAAUGUCUAGUUGGAUGGAGAGUGAGGGAAAUCAUGAGAAGUUCAAUGAUGUUUUUGGAUCAUCUUCUAUUCAAUGGGAAGAAAGCUUUAGAAGCAUGGGAAUUGAAGAAAAUCAAGGAAAUUUUACUGGAUCUGCUUCUCCGGGUUCCUGGCAAACAAUGUCUCAGGCAACAGAAAGUGAAGAAAAUCACAGAAUAUUUAAUGAUGCUCUGGGAUUAGCUUCUCCAGUUCCAUGGCAUUUGAGGUCUGAAAGGAUGGAAGGUGAAGAAAAUCAUGGUAGCGUUACCCAUCCUUCACAGUCUAGGCCUCUUCCGGCUGCUGAACCCAAAUCAGAGUCGUUCAAUUCACAGGUUUUCCAGAGCACAUCAUCUCUCUCAUCCCACCGAAGCACAUAUUCUUCAGAUUCUAUUGCAUCAGAAAACAUGAACUUAGAAUCAGAAGAGAUGAGACAAAAGAAGACUUCUGAUGGAUCUUCUUCUGAAAAAAUGAACUCCCCGGAGGAAGAUUCACGAGGAAAUAUGGCUUCCUGUGGGUCUUCUCCAAGACUCAGAAAGAGGGCAACCAGGGAAAAAUAUGCUACUGUUUCUCGUCCUUCACACUUUAGGCCAAUGUCAGUUGAUGAAACUCAGUUUGAGUCACUUGGUUCACGAUCUUUCAAGUCUACAGGGUCUUUCUCAUCACGAACAAGUUUAUUGUCUUCCUUGGACUCUGUUCCAUCAGAAAACUUGAACCUACCCAAGGAAGGUUUAGGGGGAAAUAAGAGUUCUCAUGGUCCUUCUUCUUCAAGUUCACCAUCACCACCAGCUAGAAGGAGAAACGAAGAAGUUUCAUCACAAGCAUUUCAUUCUCGUGGAUAUAGUGUUGGCUCCUUGCUCCAGGAUGGCUUGAAAAGUAACCUGAGGGAUGAAUGGAUUGAUUUGAAUGGAAGUGAGAGUCAAUCUCACAACAAAGAUGCAGGGUUGCAUUUGCAGUCGGACACAGAAAAGCAUAGAAGUUUAGCCAAAGCUCCAGCAAAAGGAAAAUCAGUUAGAACUAGGAGAACUAGUGCACUGACUUCUGAGACAAUGAGAGAAGGAGAUAGGCGCAGUAAGCAAACUGAUGAGAAGGCGGAAAAGAAGCUGGGUAAUGUUGAACCUGUAUUGAUUAGAAGAGAAAAAUUGAGGAAAGGAGGACCCGAUCAUUCUUCCAUAGGCAUCAAUGAACAAAACACCGAUUGUCAUAAGACCGAGGGAACAUUUUCCAGUUAUCCUAGGGGGGAAAAGGAAGAACCGUCAGAGAAUGUGGCUAAAGAAGAGUUAUUUAUUGAGCCUGAAAACGUGAAGAUGAGCUCAGAUGAAGAUAAGAUGUCUGAAUGUGUCAAUGAUUCAGGACUGGAUUCUGAGGUUGAUAAGAAAGCUAGCGAGUUUAUAGCCAAGUUCAAAGCACAGAUUAGGCUUCAGAAAGAAGCAUCAAUGGACAGAUCAAGAGGGCUAAAGACAAUGAAGAGAGUAUUAGGUGAUACCUGA